This is a messenger RNA of Symbiodinium sp. CCMP2456, 1226 nucleotides long. NCBI's taxonomy places the organism in Eukaryota, Dinophyceae, Suessiales, Symbiodiniaceae. The record is from the annotation of a GenBank genome assembly.
GCGCCGGCUUCUUAGCGGGCGUCUUCCACUCCUGGCGCCUCCAGGGAGAGCUCACGAGGUUUGAGGAGGAGCACCGGCAGGAGUUGGAGCAGCAUCACGAUGCCUGGGCGGCACAUUUCCAGCAGCACCAGAUGUCAUUCCAGGAGACGCUGGCCAAGCAUGCAGAGCACCAAAUGACUGCGAAGGAGAAGCGAAAGCAGCAGGCUGACCUCAUUAUCAGCCAGUGGGCCGCAGGCGACGCCAAGGGCACUUGCAAGCAGGCCCUGAGAUCCUGGUCCCACUACGCCCUCCAGGAGCGACGAGCGAAGCGCGCGUCGUCUCGGAUUACCCAGAUGAUCUAUGGAUGGGCCGAGGGGAAGACGAAAGGGACGGCCCGCGCCUGCUUCCAAAACUGGAAGAUGGAGGCCCUCUCGUCUUUGGCUGAGAGAAAGAGGGAAGCGGAUCUUGCGAAGCUGGCGGCAUCUCAAGCCGACGAGCAGGCACGAAGGGACGCCGAGAUGGCCGCGAAGUUGGCGGAGAUCGAAGGCAGAAAGAAAGACCGCACCAGCGGCGUGGAAGCCGUCAUGGCGAACUGGGCCAAGGGCAAAGUCAAGGGCACCGCAGCCCUCUGUUGGAAGCAUUGGUCUGACUUCGCCAAGGCGGUGAAGAGUCGAGCUAGACGCCACGAGGCGGUAAAGAUGCAGAUGAUGAAGUGGGCUGAGGGUGAGGCCAAGGGCACCGCCCGGAGUGUGUGGCUUUGCUGGAAGCAUGAAGCGAAAGCGAACAAGAUCGCACGGCAGGCCGAGCAGGCCGCGAAGGAGGAAGCCAAGCGCCUCGAGAUGAUGCUCGCGGACGAGCAGAGGAAGAAUGGGGAGCUGCACCAGACUGCCGCGCAGAUUCUCGCGGACAAGAAAGCAGCAGCGCACAGGCAAAUCGAGUACAUCGCCGCCAAGUGGGCCGGAGGCGCCAACAAAGGCGCCAAGUCCGGCAUAUUCAAGGGCUGGCACAGCUACGUCAAGGACGCGAAAGCGAAAGGACGGAAGAACCAGGCAGUCCAUGCCGCCCUCACCAAAGCGCUCUUGGGCGAGGCCAAGGGAGCCGCCAAGACGGCCCUUCUCAACUGGCACAUGCUCACGAAAGACGAAAAGGCGAUGAGGAAGCGUGAAGAAGACGAGAAGCAGGCGAACGCGAAGCUGGCCUCGUCCCUGCAGGAGAAAGAGGCCGAGCUUCAGAAGCAUCUGCUGCAG